AUGAUGAAAAGAGGAGACACAAAAAAGAACCCUUCGCAAGUCCGCACAAAAAAGCAGCUAAGUCAUCCUCCAAAGCCAGUGCCAAAGCACCCAGUACAAGUAAGCUUAUCUUCUGUCAUUUGUAUCCAGAGAUGAUGGCGAAAAAUGUCUAUGAAGCUUGUAAAUUUAAAUUAGAUGAGCCAAAAGAUCAAUAGGAUGAAAAAUCAGUUUAAGGCGAGGCAAGAAAGUUUAGAAAAUGAUGCUAAAGAAAUUCAAGGGCGGUACCAUUUAAAAAGCAAUUCUUGCAACCAAAGCACUUUAAACACUGAAGAUUCUAGGUCUGGAUUUAUAUAUAAUGAUUCCAGCAUGAAUUACUAUAAAAAAAAUUUUUUGCCUCCAAAAACUCCUCCAGCAAAACAUGAAGAAUCCUCAAUAUUAAGGCCAAAUAGCGUAUUUUCUAAUUCAAUUUGUGACAGCUCUGAUCGCAUGACUCCAGACGUAAGAUCCCAGACUUCUGAAAAAGCUAGCAAUUUGAUGAAUUUUUUAAAUGAAUCAGAAAAUGUAUUCAAGCACCAAAAAUCUGAGACUUCUAGUAAUAUAGAGUCCAUUACUUAUAAAUUAGAACUAGAAGAUGCUGCCAAAACAAUUUCGUCUUUAAAGGAAAUAAUUUUUAAACAAAAGCAAAAAAUUAUUGAAAAAGACCAAGAAAAAAUUGAAGAAAUAGAAAGAGCAUUGGAAAAUCAAAAAAAAGAAUUCGAAGAAGUCAUUGAAAAAAACGUUAAGUUUAUUGAGCAACUUUUAGCUGAAAAAGAAAUCAGACUGAAGCAACUAAAUGAGCUAAACGUGAAAAUAAAAGAAAUGGAAGGGCAAAAUUAUAUCGCAAUGCAAGAAAUGAGAGAAAAAUUCCAAAAAGAAAUGAAAAAAGGGAAAGAUGCAGUUAUAACGACAGAGAAAAUAAAGAGGGAUUCAUGAAUGAAAGAAAAAGCGAAAGAAAUCAAAGAGCAGACUGCCAAAGGGCUUGAGCCAGAAAUUUCGAGGCUUAUAAACGAGCAUAAAAGAGUUAUAGAAAAACUAAAAGAAGAGCAUCAGCUUGAAAUGCGCCAAUAUAAGCACGAAAUUGAACAAAAUUAUGAAAAAAGGCUUUUAUCAGUAAGAGAAGAGCAAAAAUCGAAGCUCGACGACGUAUUAGAAAGAGAAAGGGAGCACUAUAAAUCACGCAUUAAUGAAAUGCAUAUAAAGCAAGAAGAAGAAUUCCAAAAAAUGCGAAAAAACUGAAGCGAAGAUGUUGCCACAGAGCAUAAAAGAAAUCUUGAGCUAAGAGCUCAUGAUGAAACUAUCCAUCAAGAAAAACUGAAAAAAAUUGAAGAAGAAAAUCAGCAAAAAUUAAGGGACCAAGAGAAAAAAUUCCAGGAAGAUUUAGAAGAAUUAGAAAGAAAACAUGAAAAUAAAAUAAAAAAACUGAAAUUUGACUAUGAAGAAGAAAAAAGAGAAUUUAUGGAUUUACAUCAAAAUAGGAUGAAUAAAGAUCUGGAUACCCAAAAAAAUGAUUUGAAAAAUGAGUUAAUUAGACAGCGAGACAGAGAAUUAAAAGAAAUAGUAGAAAAAUUAGGAGAAGAGCAAGUCGCCUAUAAAAAGCGAAUUGAUAAAGAAUCGGAGUCCAAGAUCAGGACAAUGCGAGAAAAAUUUGAAUCAGAAUUCAACCAAUACCAAGAGCUCGUCAAUAACUUAAAAUCCAAAAUUGAUGAAUCAAGCCAAGCUAAGCGAAAUUUAGACGAAAAUUUUGAUUUAUUAAAUAGAAAAAUCCAAGACCAGGAAUUAAUGAUUUUAAAACAGAAAGGCCAAAAAAAGCAACUGAAAGAGCACAUAGAAAAUUUAGAAGCAAGGAUACAAAAAUUCAAAGCAGGAGAAAGCGAGUAUGCAGAAGAAGUGAGAAUUCAAGAAAGGAGGCAGCAAAAGAAGCUGCAAGAAGAGCUUGAGUACGCGAAAAUGGAAAUAAAUAGAUUAAAAGCAGUUCAUGAAGAAAAAAUUGAAGAAAUGACACAGAGAGAAGCUGAAGAACUUGAAGAAAUUGAACAGAGGGUCAAACAGACCAUUUCAAGAAAAGAUGAAAAAAUAAGGGAAUUGCAAGAAGACUUGAAGUUUAUGCAAAUUAAGGCUCAGAAGUUAGAAGAACUUCUAGAAAAGCAAAGACGUGACUUAUCUAUAAUGUAA
This is a messenger RNA of Blepharisma stoltei, 2190 nucleotides long. The record is from the annotation of a GenBank genome assembly. Lineage: Eukaryota; Ciliophora; Heterotrichea; Heterotrichida; Blepharismidae.